UCUCUCCUUGUUUUAAAUAUUUCAAAACUGCAAACCGCCUCCCAGUACAUCAUCUUCUUCUUCUUCCAAAAAAAAACUCCACGCACUUUCUUCAAUUUUCUUUCCCCCAACAACCAAACAGAACAGAACCCAACCCCAUGUCUUACCACUCCCAAUCCUACGCCCCCUCCGCACCACCGGCGCCCGAUCCCAACGGAUCGGGCUACCCGUACCCUCCUGCACCCACGAACUACUACGGUCAUACCAGUUACGGGUCACUUGGGCACUCUGAUUUCCCACCCGGGACCCACCCGGAAGUCAUUCGGAGCUUCCAGAUGGUGGACAGGGACCGGAGUGGGUUCAUCGACGAGUUGGAGCUCCAGCAGGCUCUUUCCUCGGGUUACCAGCGGUUCAGCCUUGACACCAUCCGGUUGCUCAUGUUCUUGUUCAAGAAUCCCCGCGAAUCUCUAAGAAUUGGGCCCAAAGAGUUUGCUGCAUUGUGGAGUUGUCUUGGUCAAUGGCGGGCCAUUUUUGAGAGAUUUGAUAGAGAUCGGAGUGGGAAAAUUGAUUCCAUGGAACUAAGGGAUGCUCUAUACAGUCUCGGAUAUGCAAUUCCACCCUCUGUUCUUCAAGUUCUGAUUUCAAGAUAUGAUGACGGGAGUGGCCGUAGAGUUGAGCUGAAUUUUGAUAGUUUCGUUGAGUGUGGGAUGAUUGUGAAGGGUUUGACUGAAAAAUUCAAGGAGAAGGAUCCCCGUUACACUGGUUCAGCAACGCUAACAUAUGACACGUUUAUGUCCAUGAUCAUCCCAUUUCUUGUAGCGUAGAGAACUUGUGACAUGUCAACCUCGUAGUUGUCUAAUGGUUUGGUUUUUGCUUUGCAUUUGUCUGAUUGAAGCAAUAUUUUCAAUGUAUAGAAGGAUUUUUUAUUUAUUUA
This is a messenger RNA of Rhododendron vialii, 913 nucleotides long. RefSeq names its product probable calcium-binding protein CML48. Lineage: Eukaryota; Viridiplantae; Streptophyta; Magnoliopsida; Ericales; Ericaceae. Gene Ontology annotation, molecular function: calcium ion binding. The record is from RefSeq and is a predicted model, not a curated record. Bases 138 to 803 code for a protein of 221 amino acids. The transcript is spliced from 5 exons.